GAACGCAUCAGAGCCGACAUGUUUUUUUUCCACCCCUCCUCCAUAAUCUGGCCGUGCCUCGAUUCCGUCUUGCUCUCCGCUCUUUCCUCAGAGCUCAGACGUGCUUGAGAGGUGCGGAGCCGAAAAGUCACAAGCUACCGACACGUUGAAAGGACAGGAAGCGUCACUUUUUAGCUUAGGCGACAGACAUUUCGCUGCCACAGUCCCGCUUGUGUUUAGAGCUCCAAUAAAAUGGAUACUCAGUCCUCCCAGAUAUCAUCGUCGCAAGGUUUUGCCGACGGACAGAACUCCGCCGCCAAAGAAUCAAAAAUGUCCGAUUCCUUUCUUUCCUCUCCGCCUGUAUCUCUCAUUCAGUCUCCUCAAGACAAGAGAGGGGUCCUGGGUUCUGACAAGUCCACUGAAGCUGUAGCCACAUCAUUGCGCUUUUCUUCCCAACCAGGCUCAUUCUCCCCCAGUAAUUACAGCAGUGACACAUCUCCAACAGAUGGACAAGAUUCCCCAAUAAAGGUGUCUCCUGUUUCAGAACGGAUUAAGGCACUAGAAGCUCUUGCAGCCAAAAAAAAGGAACCUGAUUUUAGGGGUAAUGGAACUUUCACUCACUACAGGGAACGACACAAUGAUAAAUCUGUUGUCGAGGGGCCCAAAUCUCCCACAGAAGGCUCCAAAUACACAGCUGAAGGACCCAAAUCUCCCACAGAAGGCUCCAAAUUCACAGCUGAAGGACCCAAAUCUCCCACAGAAGGCUCCAAAUUCACAGCUGAAGGUCCCAAAUCUCCCACAGAAGGCUCCAAAUUCACAGCUGAAGGUCCCAAAUCUCCCACAGAAGGCUCCAAAUUCACAGCUGAAGGUCCCAAAUCUCCCACAGAAGGCUCCAAAUUCACAGCUGAAGGUCCCAAAUCUCCCACAGAAGGCUCCAAAUUCACAGCUGAAGGUCCCAAAUCUCCCACAGAAGGCUCCAAAUUCACAGCUGAAGGUCCCAAAUCUCCCACAGAAGGCUCCAAAUUCACAGCUGAAGGUCCCAAAUCUCCCACAGAAGGCUCCAAAUUCACAGCUGAAGGUCCCAAAUCUCCCACAGAAGGCUCCAAAUUCACAGCUGAAGGCCCCAAAUCUCCCACAGAAGACUCCACAUUCACAGCUGAAGGCCCCAAAUCUCCCACAGAAGGCUCCAAAUUCACAGCUGAGGGCCCCAAAUCUCCCACAGAAGGCUCCAAAUUCACAGCUGAAGGGCCCAAAUCUCCCACCGAGGGCUCCAAAUGUGCAGUUGACAUGCCCAGAUCUCAAGCUGAGGGUCCCAAAUCGCCAGAUGAAAAAAUUACACAAGCUCCUCAGAAAAUGGAAGAUUCAGCUGAUAAGGAGUCACCAGAAUCACCAUUUGAAAUCCUUGGAGACUUGAAGCAUGUUGGUGAAUUUGAAGAGACAGAACAGUGGAUGAAGGCACAUUUACCUCCUGUGCCAGAUUUUGAUGCUGCUGGCUUAAUCAAAAGCACUAAUUUGAGCUCGAUGAAGGAGACGGACACAGAUAUGUCGGCUACCUUUGCUGAUGUUCCUGAUGCUUUCAUGGAUUGUCCUGUUGAAAGCCCAAAACCAAAAGAGCUUGUUGGUGAACAGAAAAAAAUGGGAGUUGAAGAGUUUGAUGUUAGCUUUUUGCCAACUGCUUACAUGUGGGAUCAUCAGGAAAAAUCAAGUCCAGAAGAUUCAUCUAAUCUUGACAUGGCGACGACAGCUUCACCUGCACCUCCUGCAGGCUUUGGUUCCACAUCUCCUCCUUCAUCCCCUCCAGCUUGCACUGCUGCUAAUCAGAACGUUUCUAAAGAGAUGAAAGGCAUUUGGGCUGGGGAAUUGGAGCAGCCAGAGGCAAAUGAAGGAGACAGUUCAGGAGAGUCAGAUGAUACGGUCAUUGAAGAUCAUGUUGUUGAACAUGGGUCUGCUUCAUCUCAAUCUUUGGAUCAAAAUUCUAUUGAUGAGACCACAUCCCCUACAUGCGCAGCUUCUGAUCUUUCCACCACUGAAAAAGAGGCAAUCCCGCCAAAGUUUGAGAGAAAACUAAUGCAGGUUCCAACCAUAAACGUAAUUGAGACUGAUGAGCCCAAUUACAGUGAAGAGGAGAUGGAACCCGAGGAAGAUGAAGACAAUGAGGAUGUAAAAGGACCAGACAUGGGCCCCAUAAGCACCUCAGAACCAGACCCAGAAAAUGCUGAAAAUAAAGUUCCCAGAGCACGGCCAUUAGAAACUGAAUUUAUGGAAGGUUAUUCACCUCCAUCCUCACCUGUAGACUCAGAGUCUGAAUACUCCCCAAAACACAAGAUCAUCAAGCCUACUUCUGAAACGGGUGAUACGACUUCUGCCUUAAAAUCGGAUGUCUUUCCCAAUCCAACAGGCUCAGUGGACUUACAGCCUGACAAAUCGCAGUCCAUUUCAAAUGAAAUUAGCAAUCCAACUUCCAUUUUUGUUGUUGACAAUGAAGAAGUGGAUUUCCCAGACAAUGACGAUGAUUGGUCAGAUGAAGCCCAGGAAAUUCUGUUUAAAUCCCCCACAACUGAUCUGUCAUCUCAAGAAUCAGCUCCUUGCCGCCAGCCUUCGGACAAAGAAAAUAGCAAUACAGCUGCAGAAGAGGAUUACAUAAAACCUGUUCCUCCUCAUAUUUCCAGCUUCAUGCAGGAUGAUAUUUAUGACAGACAGUCCUUUGAUUAUGACUUUGAUAUAAGCUCUUCCCUGGAUCACAUGGAAGUUAAAAAGUUAAACAAUGCUAAGGAACGUUUUUUGUCUGAUCCUGUUCAAAUUGAUGAUGCCGAAGACAAACUGGAUUUGGACAGCGCCAUUUCCCUCAAUGGUGAUGACAUUACCAAGUCUGAUAGUCAGCCAUCUUUAGAAGAUUAUCCUGAAAACCCAUAUUCCUGUUUCCAACAUGAAACAAUAACCAGAGUUGAGGGACAAGACGUUAUUAAGAAGACCAUUGCCAGCAUUGAUGCAGAUAAUAUGGAAAAUAGCAACAUACUUCCAUCUCAGAAACCAGUUUCACACAUUCAACAAGAUCCCAAAACCGGUCACAAUGCAGAUGAGACAAAAUGCAGUCCAGACAGAACCGUCACUGGCAACCCAGCUUCUGAACCUAUUGAUAGUUUUGUGGAGUUCAUGAGAGAGUGUCUGAAAUCAAAGCAGGAUGAAGAAGCUGACCUUGUGGAUCAGGGGCUGCCAUACGAUGAGCCCAGCAAGGUUGUUUCUUCUGUCUCCCAGGCUUCUCCAGGCAUGGUGGUGGAUUUUGAUCAAGAACAUCUUACAAUCAGUGCUCUCAAAGAUCUAGGCAUUAGCCAAGAAGAAGUGGAGGAGUCGGUGAAUCCUCAGUGUGAAGUCACAGAACAGAAUCAACCAAAGUCAGAUGUUACCCCUACACAGCCAUCAUGCUUCUCCUCAGACACCAAACAUCCUUGUUCCCAAAGCGACCGUGUGUUUGACGGCACAUAUUCCAGUGAGGUGGAAGCCAUAGACGAAUGGGUAGCUGAAGCCUACCAUCUUGCAGAGCAUGUCUUGACAGCUAUACUAACCCACUUAUCAGUUCACUCUUUGAUCCACUGGCGGGACCCGAAGAAGUCGGGUGUGGUGUUCGGCCUGUCCCUGCUCCUGCUGCUGUCGUUGGCAGCCUUCAGUGUCAUCAGCGUGAUCUCCUACCUGCUGCUCGCCCUGCUCUGCGUCACCAUCACCUUCCGCAUCUACAAGUCUGUCAUCCAGGCCGUGCAGAAGUCUAACGACGGACACCCAUUCAAAGCGCUGAUAGAGAAGGAUGUCAGCAUCCCUCCAGAGACCUUCCGCAAGCACGUGGACACCAGUCUGGCCCACAUCAACCGAGCCCUCAAGCAGAUGAGCCACCUGUUUUUGGUUGAGGACCUUGUGGACUCUCUAAAGCUGGCUGUGGUCAUGUGGUUGCUGACCUAUGUUGGAGCAGUUUUUAAUGGAAUCACCAUCCUCAUCCUGGCGGAUAUCCUGCUAUUUGCUGUACCUCCCGUCUAUGAGAAGAAUAAGACCCAGAUUGAUCAGUACAUCGACGUUGUGCGCACUCAAGUCAACAAUACAAUGGCAAAGUUGCAAGAGAAACUUCCUGGAGCUAUGAAGCGCACCAAGACUGAAUGAUCCCGCAUCAGAAACCUCCAUGCCACCACCAUCCUCAUCUCCAUCACUCUCUGAAAAAACCAACCUCUUAUCUCACCCAGCUCCUCUCCACUUCCCCAAACCCUCCCUCUCCAAGUCCUCCGCCCUGCUUCAUCAACCCCCCCCCCCUCUCUACACUGAACCGUGCUAGAUAGAAAAUCUCAGAGCUACUCAAUGUUCAAUGUAAAACUACUGCGCAGCUUAACUUGCAAACAUUAAAAAAGAGCCGUGCCUGCAGAGCCAUGAGGCACCAUGCUUAUGCGGAGGUCAUGUGACCCUGCAGCGUUUCCCAGCUGCAGAAAGAAGGCCGAUUCCAGUGAACUAGACUGAAUCUAUGACCUGGUUUCAUCAUAUCCAGAGAGCACAGGGCGGACGACGGCCGGCUCCUAAAAGCAAAUGUCUGUACAGAAACCACACGGUUCCCUGCAGGUAAACAAAGCAGUUCCACAGCUAACCUUUGGCUUACUGGGGCCAGUCUCAUCUUGCCCUUUUACUUAACAUCACGUUCCGUGCAUGGGAAGUCAUUUCAGGAGCUGGGACUGGCUCUGCUCCUACUGAUUGGCCUGUUCACUUCUUUUUUUUGGUUACAGGCAGUGUUUCAACCCUCUGCAAUGCACUGAUUGUUUUUUUUUCUUUUUGUUUUGAACCCAUGAGCAGGUGGAGAUAAAACCCUUUGAACCCUGAGCCAGCUGUGAUAAUUGGGUCUAGUUCACUGUGCUGAGAAGCAUUUUUCAGAAAACUGUUCUUGUAAAUAACCCAGAAAACGACAGGCUCUCUGCUCCAUGGAACACAUUGGCCUGGCUUUUUAUAUUGAAGGAAGCCCCCUGAACCCCAGCAGUCUUGACCGUUUUUUGCACCUGUUCAGUCCACUAAGUGUUGAGCUCUUGUUUUCACGUGUAUAUUUGGAUUCUAAUUAUUACUACUUAGAACUGCUCUCAGUACGAGUUCUAGGAUGGCUGCUUUGAAUCCCUUAUAGCUCGAUAACAGCUUUGUAAGCGUUAUGUAAGGUGUUAUUGGGCUUCUUAAUUUUAACCAGUAGUUCUUUAAGUCCCCUAUAGAAAUAAGCAGCACACUGUGUUUAGAGGAGUCCUAAAUCUUUAAUUCCCACAUGGUUUCUCAGAUUGCUGUUGUGUUGAGUGUAAAAUGUGAAUGGUUUGAAUUGUGUUUUGCCAAAAUAAAAGACUCUUGAUUAUAUAAAAGUUGUUCAGUUUAAUUUAAGACAACAGGCCAAAGCAGGCCAUGAUCUGGAAAACGAUUGCUAAAAUUGAAUGUAAAUUUUUAAAAAAAAUGUUUGUUGCUGUGAUCGUUUUUGUAAUUUUUCCUUCACGGUUUUGAAAGAUGCUCUUGAAAAGCCGCGACUAUGAUUUAUCGACAUUUUACACUCCAUACAAUGUUCCUCAGUGACCUUGGAGGAAGGAAGAGGAGUUCAGGUUUGUUACUGUUAGAAGGUGCCAUUUAAGAUGAAGUGUAGCUGGAGGUUGUAGAAAUCCUUUUUGGAGUGGUUAUUGUAGAACUCUUACUAUGUUAUUAUUUUUUUCUUAUUUUUUUUCUCGACUGCCAUUCAGUGCAUGUCAUAGUAUAAGCUGGAACAGAUCUUCAUCCCUUACCUAUAUAGCCUGUAAUAUAUUGUUGAUCCAGACUUUUGUUAAAUAAGAUUACUACUUGUGAUUGUUUUUGUGGUGUUUUUGAACCCGGUUAAAAAACAUAGUGAUGUGUCGGUCCUGCAGUUCCGCCUUGAGAUGAUUCUAAGGGACAGCAGUCUGAAUAGAGUCAUCACCACUUCUGUUACUUUUCUAUCCUGCUGCGGCCUGUCUGCACGUGUCCCUGCAUACUGACUGAGCACUGAUGGAAGGUCAUGCAGAGACCUAGCCAACCGGUGCGCGCUGAAUGCUUCCUCUCUCAUGGAGUGCUCCCUCCUAUGCAUGACUUCUGUAUGUCGCGUCACUGAUUCACCUACACGGGUCUGAGAUCACUUUUUGUUGUUCACUGUUUCUGGUGAACCCAGAGUAUGCAGCCGCUUUAUGUCUGCCACUGAGGAAGCUCGCUUAGCGCGUGAUUAGUUACAUAUUGUUUAAAAAAGCUAAGAAGGAGGUACUCAUAGGUUCUGGAACAUAUUUGCCACGUUUGUUUUUAUAUAGUUUAGAUGUAAGAAACGGAAGUCAACCGAACAAAGAAAAUUCUCACCCCUGUAAAUGUUUGGAGUUUAAUCCAACUGGAUGGAUUAGAAUUGAUACAAUGUCCAAGGAAAAAAAAAAUGUUUAGUUUAUUUUUUUCAUUAUUUUGCUAAAGAUUGUGCCUAUUAAAUAUUAACGCUGGGUUCUUUAGUUCACAUACAGCAUUAAAAUAUUGUAAGUUUUGCGGCUUUCCUGAUAAACUUAAGACAUCAGGGCAGUUUAAGAGCAAAGUGGUGCGUGGGGAAAAUUGUAAGAAGUCUUAUUUUUAGAAUGGGUAAAAUGAAUCAAAUCUCUGUAUGCUCGAUGACAUCAGAGGUCAUGUUUGCAUUUGGGCUGAGCUGACCAUGACAGUGACUUGGCUCAUGAGUGUGGAGCUGGUAAAGCCACUUAUCUUUCCAGAUGCACUGCAUCGUGGAGAUGGAAACCAGUGAAACAGCGAGUGGUGUUGGGGUGCCGCCAAGGUAAAUGCAUCACAAAGUGUGCAUAGUUCUUCAGCGUGUAGAAUAUGAUAGAGAGGAGAUUAAAUAUGAUUUAUCAUAGCAUGUUUUGUUUCCCCUCCUUUUCCUAUUUGUGUUUUUAUCUGUGAUGGGAGAAAGUGACAGGAAUGUGUCCACAUUCUGUUUCCUCACUUGUUUUGCUUUGAGCUCUUAAUUGGUAUUUGGACAUUGUGAACUAACGGCUCAGUUUUGUAGCAGCUAUGACUUUGGUUUGAGUUUGUGAAGCAUUUGGACAGAUGUCGCAGGAAAAAAAGAAAACUGCAAAAUGUUUGUGGUCUGUACUGAUGUCAAAGUGAAAUAAUAAAAACAACUCAAAAGA
This is a messenger RNA of Fundulus heteroclitus (mummichog), 7133 nucleotides long. It is a transcript of the gene rtn3, whose product is annotated as reticulon 3. The transcript is spliced from 9 exons. Bases 232 to 4125 code for a protein of 1297 amino acids. Gene Ontology annotation, cellular component: neuron projection; postsynaptic density. Gene Ontology annotation, biological process: endoplasmic reticulum tubular network formation; brain development; neuron differentiation. The record is from RefSeq and is a predicted model, not a curated record. NCBI's taxonomy places the organism in Eukaryota, Metazoa, Chordata, Actinopteri, Cyprinodontiformes, Fundulidae.